Messenger RNA from Diabrotica virgifera virgifera (western corn rootworm), 750 nucleotides. RefSeq names its product zinc finger MYM-type protein 5-like. The transcript is spliced from 2 exons. NCBI's taxonomy places the organism in Eukaryota, Metazoa, Arthropoda, Insecta, Coleoptera, Chrysomelidae. The record is from RefSeq and is a predicted model, not a curated record. Bases 1 to 750 code for a protein of 249 amino acids.
AUGAUGCAGAGUGUUAUCCAACCGUGCACUAAGACUGUUGAGGAUGACGUUCCUACAUCUCUGACAAUGGAUGUAGCGCAAGGUGAGCAUACAACUCAUUUUGAUAUAGAAUUUAAAGAUCCGGGAACAUGGCCUACAGCUUUAUCGGAUACAGAAAGGUGCUUCAUAGUAUCAGGCUUAUCAAAGGAAGAAAGUGUAGAGCCUGAUUUAAGUAACACCUUAAGAGAUGGUAGAAAACUAACCAAAGACUGGUUUACAAAAACUUUGUCCGGUGGCCAGAAGAUCCACCGCACAUGGUUAGCAUACAGCAAAUCAAAAAAUGCCUUAUUUUGCAUUCCAUGUAAAAUUUUUUCCCGCUCUAACUCAGAACAAAAUAUUUCUGCUUUGGCUAAAGAGCAGGGUUUAACUCAGUGGAAAAAAUUGAAUGAACGAAUUCCUGAGCAUGAAAAUUCACUCAUUCACAAAAAGUGUUUUUGCUCAUGGAAAUCAUUGCAGUCAUCAUUAAAUAAAGGUACUGGAAUUGAUAGAGAGCUACAAGACAAGAUAGCGCUUGAGGAAGCGCACUGGAGAGGGGUCCUGUAUGCUAUCAUUGAUGUUAUCAUAAAUUUAGCUAAACAAGGUAGCCCGUUACGGGGUUCUAAUUCUAAUGAAAGCCUGGAAUUUGGGGACCCUAGAUGUGUCAAUGUGAUAUCUGUAGGUGCUGAAGUGAAGACUGUGGUAGUGGUGUGGUUUAAUAUCGGUAUAGUAUAG